Ostrea edulis (European flat oyster) is the source of this 4944-nucleotide messenger RNA. RefSeq lists its product as uncharacterized. The record is from RefSeq and is a predicted model, not a curated record. Bases 178 to 3357 code for a protein of 1059 amino acids. Gene Ontology annotation, molecular function: SH3 domain binding. Lineage: Eukaryota; Metazoa; Mollusca; Bivalvia; Ostreida; Ostreidae. The transcript has 15 exons. Gene Ontology annotation, cellular component: cytosol.
CAUUUAUAUUGGCUAUUAGUGUUAAAGAGGUAAAUAUACUCCGCUCACUGGUCACGUUAUCUCCAGCUGUUUUAGAACUUAUACGAAGGUGUGCAAACGGAGUAUGUGACAGUAAAAACUAAAUAGAAGGAUGAAAUGUAAUUGCAUAGUUUUAUUCCGUGAAUUCAUACAAUUCUGAUGGAUAAACUUGAAGAGCUGCUUCCUGGAAUUGAAGAAUUUCUGUGUCAAGACUUGGCGAGAGAAAAGUUGUCGGAGGAAACUGAAAACAAGCGACUGUACUAUCUGGAGAGACUUGAUAUUUUAAAAUUACCUCCAAGUGUCCCCCCACGAUUAAAAGUGCCUGACUUUGGGGCCCCCUUUUCUCCUUCUCCCACAAAAGCCACAAGUGACCUGAAGUCCCCAACACUCAGUCACGACCACUUUCUGUUUGAUUCUCAGGAAAACGACUUUGCUGCACAUCAGAGAGAAAUUUCACGUUCAUUUAUCGCCCCGGAGGAACUAGAGGCUAUAGAGGGAAAGGAGGUAAAAGUGUAUGAUGAUAUUGAUCUGAAUCACCCAGAAGGAGACACACAGAAGGAACACAAUGAAUCCAAAAAUAGUGAUGACACAGAUUUGUAUGAGAUUCCAGUCAUAAAGAAUGCUUCCUCAAAUCUCGAUCAGUCUGCUGAGUCGGGAGGAUACGAAGAAACUAAGUCUCCUGCCCAGGAUGACUACGCCACCACAACUAGUAUCCAAGAAGAACAGUCUCAAGAAACUAUACCACCACCUCUUCCCCCUAGGAGAGAAAAAUCUGAGCCCCCCUCACAAAAAGACCAGUCCAUUUCAGAAAAUACAUUCCCUGUCCGGCCAGAUCCCCCUGAACGCCAGUCCUCCAUUAAAGGAAAUAGACCACCUGACCUCCCUGCCCGUCCCAACCUCCCAACCAAGUCUGAGAUUUACAAUAUGGCAGAAAAGAAAGAUGAGAGAUCUGAAGGGAGUUUAGAUCUGACAGAUGAAGCAGAAUUGACUUCCUAUGAAUCAUGUAAUGAAGAUGACCAAGAGAUUGAGAGCAAACUGAAUAUCAAGCUUCCUAAACCAAUGAAAAAGAAGAAAUCAUCAAAACCUAAGAUCAGUAGAUCCUCCAAAGAAUGGGAUGUGACAAUUCCAUAUAAAUGCUUGGAGGAUGUUACUCUCUCCGGGGAGCUGAUGUACAAAGGGAAGUUAUCAUGGACAAGGAAGUUGGCUGCUCUUACAGAUGGCAGGAUGGUGUGUUACAAGCCUGAGAAGAGUGAGUCCAAGCCAGCUGUGGUCAUCCAACUGACCGGUUAUGAGGCUUCUUAUCUGGAGAAAGAGAACCGGAAGGGAUUUGAUGUUCGUCUUCUUCAUCCAAGUCUAGAAACUCAUAUGUUCUCUGUAGAUUUUAAAGACUGGGCACAAUUAUGGGUAGAGUACAUGAAUGCAAUGAGUAAAGGCAAACCUCCCCCUGGACAGUACCAACACUUGACCAGAGGUUCCACAUUUAAUGGCACAGAAAAUGGCAGGGUCUAUGGCAGCAAGCCUGAUCUUCGGAAAUCCAUCUCCAACAUCUCCACCGAGAGCAGCAACUCAGACACAGAGUACUCCUCCAUGAAAAGGAAAAGUCGAAGUCUCUUUCAGUUAUUUGUGACAGGAGAGGAAGAGGACAGACACAGAGUAAGCAGGAUGGGGUCCAUUGCAUCUAGAGCAAGCUCAUUCUUUGAAUCCAUUGGAAAGAGCAAGGGCAAGAAAAUGGCUGCCUCCUUGCCAACCAGUAACAGCCUUGGCAACCUGGUGGAGACCGGAAGUGAAACCAACAGCCAACUUGACCUCAUUAUUCCUAAAGAUAACACUGCCUACACAACAAGUUUCAAUAAAAACAUGUGUCAUUCUAUUGAAGAUUUGGUCUGUGAUAGAAAUACUUUGUAUCAAGGUUAUCUGAAUAUCUACAGUAGCUUCAAUAAGAGGAAGUGGGGCAAGCGGUGGUGUGUAGUGCGUGGCAAUGUGUUCGAGUGUUACAGGGUGGAAUCCAGCACUGUGUGUGAGCUACAAUUCCCACUCCGCCCCUGUGUUCUGAAGCAAGCCAUGGAGGAAACAAAGAGUGAACUAGGACUGAUGAUCUCAGAAAAUGAUAAAGAAAAAGUCACUGUUGAGCCCUUAAAUAGAGAGGACAUGGCUUGCUGGCUGCGUGUGUUCAUGAACCAGACGACAACAGAUUUCCUGCCUGACGGACUGAGGGAAUUCUGGGUAGAUGAUGAAUCUCCAUAUCAUGACAUCCAGACAGACAACCUCAGCAGUCCCUUAUCUGAUGUCUUCCCUUACGAUACAGUUGAUGAGAAAACCAUUUUGACUCAUGCUGAUACCACGACCUCGGACCCUGAUGAUUCUGUGAUGUCACAACAAUCUCAUGCUGACCCUGCUAAUGAUAGUGCUAUGUCAAAUCCACGUGUUCCAGGGGAAUUAACUGGAGAACUCUAUACACAAGUGCAAAGAACUUCAAAUGGACUUUUAGAGUCCAGGACUUCUAGCAGUUUAGAUGAGGAAUUCUUUAGUUCUACAGUUGUGAAAACAAAUUUCUGUGGCAAAUCCUCUUCAACUUUAUCCAGAAUCACGAAGUCUUCUCACAACGGUUCAGUUAUGACAAAGACAUUUACACAUUCCUUCAGCACUGGUUUUCUUGGAGUUAAUGACAGCAGUUUGUUCAAUGAGAUUUUGUCAAAGCUCAGUGAAAACCACAGACAUGAAUCAGAGGAGGACUCUGCUGAAAGGACUCCAACUGACACUGCAUAUAACAGUGCAGCAGGCUCAGAAAAUAGUUCAUUAGAACGCAAAAAUAAGUUCGAGACAGACUCUUCAAGUCAUUGUUCUACAGUAAAGGACUACGGGUCUUCCUGUGAUGAGCUAGACAACCAAACUCCACAUAGCAACAUGGAAUAUCAAAUCUCAAUAGAAAAUAUGAAUUCAAAUGAAAAGGAACAAAAUAGGAAUGUUCAGAAUACUUGGAAUGGAUUGGACAAUAGUCCUGGUAUAUCAAAUGCAAUAAUUUCCAGUGUUAGUAAUACUCAGAUAACAGACAGCUACUCCAAAUCGAACAGGGACCAGUGUGAUUCAGCCAUUUUUGAAUCCGACUCCUUCAUGGAUGACUUGUCUUGCGCUAGUCCUGAUGCACUGAAGCGCAAAAUUGAGCAACUACGUACUCAUCUAGUGGAACUCAAACAGCGCAGAAUCUGCCUUAGGGAUCGUAAGCUGUGCUGUGAACCUAGCAUGCAGAAUCUACUGGAACAAGAGUACUCACAACUUGAUGAAGAAUGUCGAACUGUUACAGAAGAAAUUCUGGCAUUGGAGGGAAAAUUAGAGCCAUGAAAAUAUAUAUAUAUUCAUGUAUGGAAUAUUGUCUAUGUACACAAACAUUCCUGUAUCAAUUCCUAUUGUAAAUACUAUUGGGGUAGAAUAUUAUAAUUAAGCAUGCUGCCAGGGGUCCAUUAAAAAGUCUCUACUGUUGGUACGCCUUUAGGGGGUUAUUAGCCUUGUAAUGAUUAAUUUUAUAUUCUGUAAAGUUUAACAUCUGUAAAGUUAAAAUUAUUGUUUUUCAAUAAAAUGGAAAUUGCAGAGGAUUUUUUAUGUUGGGUUAAGAGCAAUCAGUUAUUACAUAUCAAAAUAGUUUUGAUAAGAACACAUACUCUAUAUACAAGUAAAAAAGUUCAGUGAAAAAGAUUAUCUUUAUGGUGUGUAUUGAAUGCAAAAAGUUUACAGAAAUUACUUGAUUAUUUUUUCUUACUGCUAUACAACUCUGUGAUAUAUAAUUCUAAGAACUGAUAUUUUCAGUGAUGAUUGUUAUUGAAUUUUGUGGUAUACAAUUAUGAUAUUGUUGAUAUUUAUGAUCAGUAUCUUGUGAUGACUGUCAAAAUGCCAAAAUAAUAUUUUUUUGUAUAAAAACUAUUUUGGGCUAAUACAUGUAUAUUGAAUUAUGUAUACUUUCAGAAAAUAUGCAAUUUUAAUAAGUUAUACAUAUACUUUGGAAUACCAAUGGUUGUGAAAUUGUGAUGUCAGAGACAAUAUGCACUGCAUCAGCCAAAAAUCAUGUAGUUGUACAAGUUUUCUUCCUGAUCAGUCUUGUAUUUUACAGAUAUUUUAUUACUUUGUGCUUUCAAGGUUGUGAAGUGCUUUGUAUUUUAUGACAAGAAUGAAGACAAUUAUUUUUAAUAGACAUUUCUGUAUAUAAAUGGCUCUAAAUUUGCAGAUUUAUCUGUAAUCAGAAUUUUGCCCUGAAUUCUAACCGAAUUAUGUUCAGAACAAAUACUAUAUUUUCUUGGCUUAACUUCGGAAAAUGUGGAAGUUUAAGGGAUUAUUAAAUAAGGAAGUGGAAACCCAAACAGAAAUGCGUAUCACAUAGUCAAACCAAGAUUUUAUUUCAUAUACUGUAUUCAGAAAGGUUGAAAUGAUGCAAAAGAAUUUAGAAACAGGAACAGAGAAAUGGAAAUGACACUGUGCUAAAAUUUAACAAUAGUCAGUGCUUUAUAGUUGUAUACUUAUCAUGGAAAAUACUGAAUUUCAAACAUUUAUAAAAACAUUUUGAACUUGUAACAGUUUCAAAUUGAAAUGAAAGCAAUGUCUUAGCUUAACAGAAGGAUGUGUUUAUCAGAUAGAGUUAUCUUUUUGUUUCAAACUAUUUAAAAUACUCAAGAAAUUUGAAAUUAUUUUGUUUCCUCAACAGAUACGAUUCCUUGCAGUGGUUUCAUUAUUAUCAACAUCUUCCUGUUGUUGGGAAACAAAAGCCCCACAUCUAAAUAGCUGUCAAUUUUAAAUCAAUAUUAUUAUAGGACUUCAUUUUGUACAUUAUCUAUGAAAUAUAUGAGAGCAUUUCAAGAAAUUUAUAACAGAAUAAGUGUUCAAAGAUUGUGUUCUGCCACUUGAUAUGCACAUGUAAUAUACAUUAAAAUGUGAAAUUUU